This is a messenger RNA of Ectocarpus sp. CCAP 1310/34, 939 nucleotides long. Lineage: Eukaryota; Phaeophyceae; Ectocarpales; Ectocarpaceae. The record is from the annotation of a GenBank genome assembly.
AUGCGUGAUGGAGAGAGCUACAAAUUACAAUUAGGGAGAGGUUAUUUGCGAGCCGGGCCAAACGACGCAACGGGCGACCUUGGUGGGAGCGUGCCGUGGGGUGCCGACUCUAAAGAAUGUCAGCAGCAAGGAGAAAACCGAGGGAAAUUGCUGAGCAGUCUUGCCAAACAAGCAAGUCCACGACCAAGUGAGGAGCCACAACCUGAUGGAAAAAAUUACCGCCAACGUUGCAACCGGGAGUCGGCGCAUCACGACCUCUCACGCUUGAACCAGAUGCAGGCGUUCUCGAGUCUUCCGAACCCGUCAGCAGACUCAGGAAAACUUGCGCCGCUGGACAUGGAACAAAGAAAUCCCCGCUCACAUCGCGCAUCGAGGUCGAGACAGCGAUCGAGCAGCCCCAAAGAGCACCAAAACGCGUCCUCGGAGGACGAAUCUCCCCUCCCCGGUUUGUCACUCUCUCCGAGAAGUGGCGCGCACUCCGCCCGUCGGGUCCGAAGCCUUCCCCCGACUCCCAAGAGAGCGUCGUGCACCAACCUUGACCCUGUUAGCGAUAGCGUCGAGUUCGCUUGGCCUCAGGGUCGCGGCGGCCCGGCCGGCAACGGCAGCAAGUUUUCUCCCCUCCUCGAUGCGAAGGAGGGCUCCACGUCACCGCGGUAUAGAGAUCCUGCCCUAUGCGCAGCGGAUAGCAACAAGCGCAGCGGGGAGCUUGCAGCUGAAUGUGGCGGUGGCGGGUUAGAACGUGAGCCGCAACGCCUUUCGAGGGCGGCGGAAGCGAAAAGCGAGGUCGGGUGCACUCGUCUUCCGGGGACAAAUCCCGCCGGGGGUGAACGCAACGACAACCAUCGCUACGAGGGCCACGGCGAGCGAAAGGACUUCGGGAGCGUUCCCAACAGCCCGUCCACGGUCCGAGGUGCGAAAAGAUACUCCUUUAAUCUGUGA